Messenger RNA from Anopheles moucheti, 788 nucleotides. RefSeq names its product actin-related protein 2/3 complex subunit 3 (gene Arpc3A). Bases 135 to 671 code for a protein of 178 amino acids. Gene Ontology annotation, biological process: Arp2/3 complex-mediated actin nucleation; regulation of actin filament polymerization. NCBI's taxonomy places the organism in Eukaryota, Metazoa, Arthropoda, Insecta, Diptera, Culicidae. The transcript is spliced from 2 exons. Gene Ontology annotation, cellular component: Arp2/3 protein complex; cytoskeleton. The record is from RefSeq and is a predicted model, not a curated record. Gene Ontology annotation, molecular function: actin filament binding.
UUGUGUUGAAUUGGCAAAACAAUUGAAGAAAAUCGCAUCCAAAUAGGUACCCCGAAAGCUUCUUGUUUAGGAUAUUUUCAAUUAAUAAUAAUCACUAAAACUUAGUCAAAGUUGUGCAAAGUACUGCCACUACGAUGCCCGCAUACCAUUCGCAGAUAAAGGAUUACUCUCAAUCCGUGGGAAAUAUGGCCAUUCUGCCCAUCCGAACGCAGGCGCGCGGUCCUGCACCAGUGAAUCCUGGCCUGGAGCAGGACAUUAUCGAUGAAACGCUGUACUACUUUAAGGCCAAUGUUUUCUUUCGCACGUACGAGAUCAAGUCCGAGGUGGAUCGGGUGCUGAUUUACAUCACGCUCUAUGUGACGGAGUGUCUGAAGAAAUUGCAGCGAUGUUCGAACAAAAAUCAAGGUCUGCAAGAAAUGUACACGCUGGCCAUUUCUCGUUUUGAUAUUCCGGGUGAGGCGGGCUUUCCGCUAAAUGCCGUGUACGCCCGACCGAAUUCGCCAGCAGAUGCCGAGCUAAUGAGACAGUAUUUGCAACAGUUGCGCCAGGAGGUGGGCAUCCGUGUUUGCGAGCGUGUUUUCUCUGGUGAGGACGGUAAGCCGAACAAAUGGUGGCUGUGUUUCGCCAAGAAGAAGUUCAUGGACAAAUCGCUAUCCGGACCGGGUCAGUAAGGUUUAACUACCUAUAUUGUGCACUGACAGGGAUGGGCUUUUAAUUACGUAUAUUGCAUUUUUGUCCCUAUCAAAUUCCUUUUAAUGAUAAAAAUAAAUUCCGUGUAAGUUCUCUAA